GUGACAGGACCAGCUGCAGAGUGAAACCCAGUAGGGCAGGCACUCGGUUGGGGGACCCAGACUUCAUUCCCCGAGCAGCGCUCUGUUACAGCGCGACUGUAACAGCACUCUCUCACACCGAGAGCAGAACACCAGAGAAACCGCUGCCAAAACAGCCUGACAGCAACGCCCGGAUAACAACCCAACAUUGGCAUUGCCAUGCCGACCACCAGGCCUCGAUCCCGAUCCCCAGAGAGCAAUAGGCAGCCAUUACCAUCAGCGAAAUCACUCGGUGCUCUGAGUGCCGGCCAUUGACCAACAGCUGCCAACUUAUUUCAGUAGACGCUCUCUCACCUUUGGACAAGCCAUGGGCGGGCGUCAUUCCCGCAGUUUCUCCAAAGAGGAGCUGAGCGAGGUGAGCACAAGCCACGGCCGGAGGAGCGCGAGCGUGAGGGACGACCACAACGGGAGCAACGGCGGAGGACUGUCCUCGGCCGCCGAGAGGUUCCGCAAGCAGACCACGGUGCGCUUCGGCUACUGCACCCUGAGCCUGGCCAUGCGGGGGCUGGACGACCCCCCCAUGGAGCUCUGGGAGCUGCGGGAGCUGGAGAAGCUCAACCUGUCCAUCAACUGCCUGCGGAGCCUGCCCCCCGCGCUGGGCGGCAUGGACAACCUGGUGGUGCUCAACCUGUGGGGCAACAACCUGGCCAGCCUGCCACCCGAGAUCGGCCAGCUGAAGAAGCUGCGGGUGCUCUUCGCCUACCGCAACUGCCUGAGCGAGGUGCCGGAGGAGCUGGGCUCCUGCAGCAGCCUGGAGGUGCUCAGCCUGGCCGACAACCGGAUCACGGCGCUGCCGGAGAGCUUGGCCUCCAUGCGCAACCUGACCAAGCUGAACCUGAGCAACAACCGCAUGGCCCACAUCCCCACCUGCGUCUACAGCAUGAAGGGCCUGGUCUUCCUCCACCUGGCCUGCAACCGGCUUGAGGUCAUCGCCGACCAGAUCCAGGACCUGGUCAACCUGAAGAUCCUCAUCGUGGAGGGGAACAGCCUCCACUCGCUGCCAAAGACCCUGUGCUUCCUGGAGUCCUUGGAGCUCCUCAACGUGGACUUCAACGACCUGCAGAGCGUGCCCGGGGAGAUGUACCUGAUGAGCGGGCUGAGGAAGCUGGCCUGCCACCCACUUGAUAAGGGUCUGCACAUCAUCCACAACCCCCUGGUCAAGCCCAUUAAGGAAGUGCUGCAAGGAGGCCUCAGUGCCUUGUAUAACUACCUCAAACCCUCUUGAUGGGACCCAGGCAGCCAUGGGAACAUGUGUGUGUGGGCGGGAGUGUGUGGUGCUUGUGUGUGUGUGUGUGUGUGUUGUGGUAGUGUCAGUGAGUUUAUCAGUGUGUGUGUGUAUGUGUGUGUGUGUGUGUGUGUGUGUUGUGGUAGUGUUGGUGACUUUAUCAGUGUGUGUGUUGUGGUAGUGUUGGUGACUUUAUCAGUGUGUGUGUGUGUGUGUGUGUGUGUGUGUGUGUGUGUGUGUGUGUGUGUGUGUGUGUGUGCGUGUGUGUGUGUGUUGUGCCAGUGUGGGUGACUUUAUCAGUGUGUGUGUGUGUGUGUGUGUGUGUGUUUGUGUGCGUGUGUGUGUGUGUGUGUGGUGUGCCAGUGUGGGUGACUUUAUCAGUGUGUGUUGGUGUGUGUGCUAGUGUGUGUAAGUUGAUCACUCUGUGUGCGUGUUUGUGGGUGUUUGUGUAUGCGUGGUGUAAUUAUGAUCAUGGUCUUCCCUUACUGACUCAGAGCAGGUGGUACACAUGCUGUGCAGUGCUCUGAUGCCAUGGGGGCCCAUCUGACGGGAUAAACCUUGGAGACACUGCGGCCCAGAUAAACGUUACUGCACACUCACACCGUGCCAGAAGAGGUUUUAUGGGGACGCCUGAUCUCACACCUCCUCGGUUUUGGAGUAAGACGAGGGAGAUGAUGUUCUCUGGCUUUGUGCCUGAGGAAUAUGAAAUCAACCGUCGGUCAUAUUGGUUUACCAAACUAUAAAUUCCUUCUGGGUAAAGUGGUUAAAGCCACCACCAAGGACACUGGGGGGAACUUUUAAUUUCCCAGGUAAAGGAUUUAGACAUGGAUACCUUGCUGGAUGAACAUUAUUGUUGACGCCCACCAUGGAAGACCGAGAUGCACCACUGGGGUUCAGUUACACUCUCCAGCUGAUCCCCUCCUUGUCGCAGAAGGGGAUCAAAAAGAACAACUGUGCCAAGUCUGUGGAAUGAACAGAGGUUGUGUGUGUGUGUGUGUGUGUGUGUGUGUGUGUGUGUGUGUGUGUGUGUGUGUGUGUGUGUGUGUGUGUGUGUGUGUGUGUGUGUGUGUGUGUGUGUGUGUGUGUGCGUGUGUCUGUUUGUGUGUUGGUGUGGGGGGUGGGAUUAUGACCAGCGACAAAGCAAGACCAUAUAGUCUGUGAUUGAAUGUUACACUCCACCAGAUUGCCGCAAUACCGGAAGAUUCUCAGAUGCCUUCGCCAUGGGACCCACACAAUGCAAUGUCUGAGAAAAAUAAAAUUCAAUUACUUUAAGCUCUCAACAUCAAAUUGUUAAGGUAUGAAUGUCUCUAUUAAAUGUGUUGGAUUACAUUUUAUACCUCCCCAUGGUGGAAUUGUAUAGUUGCAAUAAUGUUUUUCUGGAAAGACCACAGCAAACCACCUUGGCGCAAUAAAAAUGAAUCGAAUUAAAGAACUGUUUAAAUGGAUAUCACUUUAUUUGAGAAUGAACAAUUACAGAAAAAUUUAACAUUACAGACAUUGAGUUGGACAAAUAGCCCACUACUGUAUAUUUGAACUUUAACAUCUUAGAUGAUACACAACUUCGUGAUAGCACUUCUAAGCUUUUCAAUAUAUGUUUCCUCUGUAUUGAUACUUUUAGAAAAAAUACACCUGCCAGAUUUUUUAUGUAAAAAUAUUAAGACUCAAUAAAAAGAAAUACAA
Messenger RNA from Gadus chalcogrammus (walleye pollock), 2944 nucleotides. Its product is annotated as leucine-rich repeat-containing protein 30-like. The record is from RefSeq and is a predicted model, not a curated record. NCBI's taxonomy places the organism in Eukaryota, Metazoa, Chordata, Actinopteri, Gadiformes, Gadidae. Bases 347 to 1264 code for a protein of 305 amino acids. Gene Ontology annotation, molecular function: protein binding. The transcript has a single exon.